AUGGAGCUGAAAAAACUGCAAUCACGUGAGCUAAUAUUGUUUCGUGCUUCACACCGCGUUGGACUCUGCUGGGAGGACUGGGAAACACAAGCAAGCAUCAGUCUGCUGCCGGGGAAUCGAAAAGACGUGCUGCUUUUACUCUACAAAGACGUUUAUUUUCACUUCUGUAAUGAAGACGCCAGCCUCCGUCCAUUCGGAUACAUUCUAGGAAGGUCUCCGAGGAACACAAGAUUACGCUGUAAAUGUAUCAAGAACCUGGAGCCAAGCAUGAAAAAGGCGACCAAGCCCACGGCCGCCACCUCCAGAACCUCAGCGGGCACUAAAGCCCCAGGCAGACCUGAGGGAAACCGUAAUAUGGGCACUGGUGGCAAGAUGACGAACAAAACCCAGAGUUCAGCUCCACUGUCUAAGGCAAAGAGCAAUGAUGACCUCCCAGCGGUGAGUGCAGGAAGUGGACCAGUAUCUGUUAGCAACAGUAACACUACUGCUAGAAACAAGAGAGGAAGCUCCUCUCAGAACACCAGCAGCACUGAGACCAGGUCCAAGACCAUUUCAGGAAGGUGUGCCUUGUCAUCCACAGCCAAGGAUCCAGGUACGACCCGAGAGAACGUGCGAGAACGUUCCAGAACUAGUGUUGCCAAAAAGCUUGCCGGACCCAACGAUGCCAUGCCUCAGAAACGAUCACGAUGCCGUAACGUAGCUGAGACUGAUUCUCGGAUUAGCAAAUCUCGCCUAGACAGCCAGAUGAGCCAGAAAGCAGUGCUGGAGUGCCAAGUGAAGGACCUGCUGGACUUAGCCAAAAGCAAAGACCUGGAGAUCCUCCAUCUCCGCUCUGAACUUAGAGGUAUGAGAGCCCAACUUGGUCUGGAAGAACUUGAGGCCCCUGAUGCAGGACAAGCAUCUCAAGAAACCAAGCAGCCUCGGGAGAAAGAGAUUUCUUCUGUGAUCAGUGCCACAGAUGUGGAGUCCACUCUGCUCCUCCUUCAAGACCAGAACCAGGGCAUCCUUGAUGAGCUAAAUAUGCUGAAGAGUGAAAACCGGAUGCUGAAGGAUCGUCUCAAUGCUCUUGGCUUCUCUCUGGAGCAUCGUCUAGACAGCCCUGAUAAAGUUCUGCGCUGCCCAUCCUUUAGUCCUGAGCCUGUAUCUGGUGGAGGCAGUGGAGGUCACAGCGAAAACUGUGGGGGUGGUAUGCCUGCAUCUUUUGCAGAAGGCUCUGCCCAAGGCUCUACCGAGGACCUGCUUUCAGAAACGAGACGUGUAGGCUCUUCAGAUGCACUGGACAGUGAGUGCAGUGAGGCCUACCAGCCGAUCACCUCCAGUGAUGAUGCUCUGGAUGCGCCCUCAGGUUGUGGAUCCUCUUCUGAAUCAGAAGGAGGGCCACCGAGCCGGGAACAUUCCCGCAGGGGCAGCAGCGGGAACACCAGUGAGAUUUCCGUGGCCUGCCUGACUGAGCGCAUCCAUCAAAUGGAGGAGAACCAGCACAGCACAGCAGAAGAACUCCAGGCCACUCUGCAGGAGCUUGCUGACCUGCAGCAGAUCACGCAAGAGCUGACCACAGAGAAUGAACGCCUUGGCGAGGAGCGUGGCAUUCUGGUUGACUCCAUCUGUCAGCAAGGGGAGCGAUUAGAACUGUACGGAAGACAACUGGAUUACUUCCGAGGCCUUCUUGACGAGCAUCGGGUGGCCUACGCCAAGGAUGAUGAAGAUGCCAAAAGCGGCCGAUAUGUGGAGCUGGAAAGGCGCUACGCCGAGCUGAACGAGGGCUCACAUUUUGAGCGGGAGCAGUUGUUGGGCGUUCAACAACAGCUAAGCAGUGCACUUAAGAUGGCAGAAGAGGAGAACGCAGAAGCCCAUGGACUAAUGGCGGCAUUGAAGGAGCGUGUCCAUAUGGCUGAGAGAGCUGUGGAAAUGGAGCGGAGGGAACGGGCUGUCGCUAAAGCAGAAUUGGAAGCACUGAGGGUGGUGUCCGAAGGGGAGCAGGUGGAGUUGAAUCACUGCAGAAUCCAACUUGAGCAAGAGAGGCAGAGAGUGGCCCAGCUCCUCUCCAUUCACAAUGCAGGGGAUAAGACAGACAUACGCCAACUGCUGGACAGCGAGAGAUUAGACAAAGAGCGAGCAGAGGCCAAAGCAGCUCAGUUACAAGAGGACCUGGGGCACACACGCAGUGAAGCUGCCCAGCUCCAGGAGGCAAUUAGCAAGCUGGAGGGGGAGUUCCGAGCAUUUCGUGACGAUGUCCAGGCACAGUUAGCAGAGCAGAAGCAUCUCCUGGAGCAGCAGUGCUCUGAGCUGGAGGAGAAGGACACAGAGAUCGCCGACAUGAAGGAGACCAUCUUUGAGCUGGAGGAUGAAGUCGAGCAGCAUCGUGCUGUCAAGCUUCAUGACAACCUCAUCAUUUCUGACCUGGAGAAUUCCAUCAAAAAGCUUCAUGAUCAGAAGUAUGACAUGGAGAAGGAGAUUAAGGUUCUUCACCGAAAAUUGCGGGAGGAAUCAGCCGAGUGGCGUCAGUUCCAAGCUGAUCUGCAGACAGCUGUCAUCAUCGCCAACGACAUCAAGACAGAAGCUCAGGAGGAGAUCGGAGACCUGCGGCGCCGCCUGCAAGAAGCUCAAGAGCAAAAUGAGAAGAUGAACAAAGAGCUGGAUGAACUAAAUAGCAAGACACAGGAAGAGGAGCGUGGCCGUGUGUAUAAUUAUAUGAACGCAGUAGAAAGAGACUUGGCUGCGCUGAGGCAGGGGAUGGGCCUGAGCCGACGUUCCUCCACUUCCUCUGAACCUUCACCCACUGUCAAAACACUCAUCAAGAGCUUCGACAACGCCUCACAAGGUCCUGUUUCAGCCAGUCCUGCCGCUGCUGUUGCUGUUGCUGCUGCUAUUUCCAGAACUCCCCUCAGUCCCAGUCCCAUCAAAACCCCUCCAGCCGCUGCUGUCUCUCCCAUGCAGAGGCACACCAUCAGCUCAGCAAAACCCUUGUCAUCAAUGCUGGACAAGAGACCGAGCUACACAGACCUGAGCAUACCAGCGGACCACCACCUCCGGACCUCACCUGUAACGCGCCCCAGCUGCAGCCUCCAGAGGGGGACAAACAUAGACUCGACUAAGUCUUUAUCAGUUUCUCGCAGAAGCAGUGAAGAGUUAAAGAGAGACUUGUCGGUAACAGACACAUCAACGCCAUCGUCAAUCAUUGCGCUAGGCUCGUCUUCUCCUCAGCUUUCUUUGUCAUCCAACUCCUCCUCCCCGACCGCCUCGGUCACGCCCACCACACGAGGACGUUUACGAGAGGAACGGAAGGACCCUCUGUCUGCAUUAGCCAGGGAAUAUGGAGGAUCCAAGAGGAAUGCUCUGCUCAGGUGGUGCCAGAAGAAGACUGAGGGUUAUCAGAACAUUGACAUCACCAACUUCAGCAGCAGCUGGAACGAUGGGCUGGCUUUCUGUGCCAUACUUCACACCUAUCUGCCGGCACAUAUCCCCUACCACGAACUCAACAACCAGGACAAGAGGCGAAAUUUCACUUUGGCCUUCCAGGCAGCAGAAAGUGUGGGAAUUAAAUCCACACUGGACAUUGGUGAAAUGGUGCACACAGAAAGACCUGACUGGCAGUGUGUCAUGACCUACGUGACGGCCAUCUAUAAGUAUUUCGAGACCUGAGGAUCUUCUUGAACGUCUGCAGUCGGUUCACUUUCCUUGCUGCGGUCAAGAUGCUACAAAUUUCCCAGAUGCCUUAGCUGCGAAUCCUUACGGUUUCCUCCAGUCUGUUCCCAGAAUCCUGUAUAGCUGCUGAAACAGGCCAGAUCCUACUAAGCUUCUCCGAACUGCAGUGCUUUUGAAGAGAAGUGGGAAGUCGGUGGGAUCGUGAGCCAGCAACUUCCUUUAAGAACAUUGCAACACUAAUUAAAGUGUAUUGUGCCCACCGAGCAACACAAAUGUGAAAUUCUGAAUACGAUUGCCUUUGAAUGUUGCCUUGUUUUAUAGUUUUGUCAUAAGGAUGCCCUAUGCAUGCCAGUAUUGGUCUUAGAUUAUCAGUAUUUAUUCCAAAGAGUGAUGCCACAACAGGCUUCGCCCACAAAAAUGCCCAAAUAAGUUUAAAU
This is a messenger RNA of Carassius carassius (crucian carp), 4082 nucleotides long. RefSeq names its product sperm antigen with calponin homology and coiled-coil domains 1-like b (gene specc1lb). The coding region runs from base 1 to 3642 and encodes 1213 amino acids. Gene Ontology annotation, cellular component: filamentous actin; microtubule organizing center. The record is from RefSeq and is a predicted model, not a curated record. Lineage: Eukaryota; Metazoa; Chordata; Actinopteri; Cypriniformes; Cyprinidae. Gene Ontology annotation, biological process: actin cytoskeleton organization. Gene Ontology annotation, molecular function: protein binding. The transcript is spliced from 17 exons.